CAAAAUUUAUACUUACCGCCAUCGCAAAGCGGCGUUUCGGCCAUUUUGCGAACCCCUCGGCAGGAAGUGAGUGUUGAAGUUGCUACGCAGGCGCAAAUUGACCUUUCGGUUGAAGAACCCGUCGGUCACAUAUCACUCCUGACCGUAGUUUACCUGCACAAACAUGGGUGACAUUGAAGACACACACUUCGAGACUGGGGACUCCGGUGCCUCUGCCACCUUCCCCAUGCAAUGCUCGGCCCUCCGCAAGAACGGUUUCGUCAUGCUUAAGGGUCGCCCUUGCAAGAUUGUCGAGAUGUCCACCUCGAAAACCGGAAAGCACGGUCAUGCUAAAGUCCACUUGGUCGGCAUUGACAUUUUUAACGGUAAAAAGUAUGAAGAUAUUUGCCCCUCUACCCACAACAUGGACGUUCCUCAUGUAAAGCGCGAGGACUACCAACUGACCGACAUCUCCGACGACGGCUAUCUCACCCUCAUGGCAGACAAUGGCGACCUCCGUGAAGACCUCAAGAUCCCCGACGGAGACCUUGGCACUCAGCUCCGCUCCGAUUUUGAUAGCGGCAAAGAGUUGCUGUGCACCGUGCUGAAGUCCUGCGGUGAAGAAUGUGUGAUCGCAGUUAAAGCCAAUACCGCACUUGACAAAUAAACCAACUCAGCAUUUAUAGGGAUAUAAAACAAGCGUAUAAUUUUUUUACAAUCAACAACUCUUACAUAAAUGUAAAACAUAAUAUUAUGUAUAAUUUAACGUAAAAUAUACGGAAUGUCGCGGACCUUACGAGUUGCCAAGUGCGCUCCACUCUCACCAGUUUAUGCUCAAUUUAGAGGGAUGUACGGUGGUGGACCGGCUGCGUAGCAUUCUAGCGGGUAGCACCACUUGGGCAUAAAAUAGCAGGCAGCACGUUGCGCCGGAGUUAUCUAUCGUUAUGAACUCCGAAACUGGCAAUAAUAUCUCGCUGACGUAGGGACACGACAUGCGAUUCUACUUGUUUUAAGGAAUUGAUUCUAGAGACGUGACAGACGGAAUAACCGAGGAUAGUAAAGGACUCUAGUCCUGACACUGAAAACUUUAUUGCUUAAGACGCUGAUUUAGUCUACAAUUCGUUUCGUGAAAAUUCAGUUGUAAUUUAAACAAAAUCUUGACUGGACGAACUUGCUAAAUCAUUGCGCCCACUUCUUAGUCGAGCGACUACUCGAGGUGGAACGAAUAAGUUUUCAGUGAUAGGAAUUGUUGGCUUACGUGUCGGCCGACUUAUUGACCGGUCAAGUUCUCAGAGAGCACUUGGGGCGCUAGUUUCUCUAGUUGCUAGUUACAAUAUUUAUUUAGAUAGCGGAUGGUGUGAGAGUGGAACGCGAGCAGAGUGCAGGCGCCGCGGCGGGCCGUCCGCAACUUCUCGUUUGUUUUUUUUUUGUUUGUUCUCUUUUCGCUUAACGUCUUCUUAACGUUACGUUGCGCUCCGCGAGUCGCCGUAAAGUUUGUUGAUCUACAUCGGUACGAUGAAAUUCUGAGUGGUGGAUAUUAAAAUGUUUUAUAGUGGUUUAUAAUCUAACGAAAAGAUGGACGCAAACUUGAAGUUAAAAACUAAAUAUUUUAUGCCUAAAUUAAAAAAUACAUAUAAAAAAUCAAUAAAAACAACAAAAAAAUAGAAAUAAAGGAAAAUUCUUGAAUGUGUUGUGUGUAAAUUUUUUUUGGAACCAGUCAAUAGACACGGUUCACUUUCGCCGCGGGCGGCGCUUGACCGUCGCCGGCGCAGCGCCAUCCUCGGCCGUGUAUCCCUUCAUGUGUAACACUUGCCAUCUGUUCAAAUAAGUUCCAAGCCGCUAUCUUCACCUUCAAGGGUUUGCUUAUGACAUUACAUCCCGUUAGGUGUCUGCCAUUUUACAUGUGCUAAAUCAAUAUUUAAGACUGACUAUGACCUGUCUGGAACUGGAUAUCUUUCAGCAAAGACUGAAAUGCAUUUUUGUAGGAAAAAACUAGUUGAUUUUUUAUAUGGUAUUCAAAUAUUCGCUUUUAAAGCCGAGGCCUUCCCUUGCUUUCUUUUUCAAACAUUUGAACAAAUGAAUUGUUACACAUAUUCUUUAUUGAGUGGCUCAUGAAUGCCUAUACUUCAUGUUUCUAUGUAAAUUGCCCCUGUAACAGCUGUUUGCGACUUGGGGCCAGACGUGCUAUACUCGCGUGUACUCGUCUAUGUUAAUUUAAAAACAUCAGUCUUAAGACAAUUAUAUUAUACGAAAUAUCUAAUAUAAGACGUAAGGUAAGGCCUUUAUAGGAAAAAUAUUUUUUUAUGCAUUCAAAAUUUCUUACAUUGCAUAGUAGAAAGUAAAAAAAAUUAACUGUUCCCCAGUCGAUACC
This is a messenger RNA of Hyposmocoma kahamanoa, 2350 nucleotides long. RefSeq names its product eukaryotic translation initiation factor 5A (gene eEF5). NCBI's taxonomy places the organism in Eukaryota, Metazoa, Arthropoda, Insecta, Lepidoptera, Cosmopterigidae. The transcript is spliced from 4 exons. The record is from RefSeq and is a predicted model, not a curated record. Gene Ontology annotation, molecular function: translation elongation factor activity; ribosome binding; RNA binding. Gene Ontology annotation, biological process: positive regulation of translational termination; positive regulation of translational elongation. The coding region runs from base 164 to 646 and encodes 160 amino acids.